Messenger RNA from Crotalus tigris (Tiger rattlesnake), 1627 nucleotides. Its product is annotated as keratin-associated protein 5-1-like. NCBI's taxonomy places the organism in Eukaryota, Metazoa, Chordata, Lepidosauria, Squamata, Viperidae. The transcript has a single exon. Bases 194 to 1225 code for a protein of 343 amino acids. The record is from RefSeq and is a predicted model, not a curated record.
AACCAAUAAAAUCUUUAUAAAAAAAAGAAAGAAAAGUCUGUAAGAAAACAACCAAGCUCCGAGAGCCCCAAGGACCUUACUUGUAUCUUAUCCAUCUUAUACAAUAAAAUUUCUAGUUCUUUCAUAAGGGUUCACAAAACUAAAAUCUCUUCUGGCACUGAACAUGUUCACCCAAAGUGCCUCGAUUACAUAGAUGUGUUUGUUUUUUAGUUUGCCUACAAAGAUGACCUGCUGUGGGGAUUGCUGUGGCUCUUGUGGGGACACCUGUGGAAACUGUGGGGCCGUGCUUGUGUGUGUGCCCUGCUGUGGAUGUCAAUCAUGCUGUGUUCCCUGCUGUGGUCAGUCAUCUGGCUCCUCUUGCGGUGGCCAGUCCUCCUGCUCUCCCUGCUGUGGGACUAAAUCCAGCUGUGGCCAGUCCUGUUGUGGUGGUCAGUCCUCCUGCUCUUCCUGUGGUGGCAGCAAAUCCAGCUGUGGUCAGUCUUCCUGCUCUCCCUGCUGUGGAACUAAAUCCAGCUGUGGCCAGUCCUGUUGCGGUUGUCAGUCCUCCUGCUCUUCCUGUGGUAGCAGCAAAUCCAGCUGUGGUCAGUCCUCCUGCUCUCCCUGCUGUGGAACUAAAUCCAGCUGUGGCCAGUCCUGUUGCGGUGGUCAGUCCUCCUGCUCUUCCUGUGGUGGCAGCAAAUCCAGCUGUGGUCAGUCCUCCUGCUCUCCCUGCUGUGGAACUAAAUCCAGCUGUGGCCAGUCCUGUUGCGGUGGUCAGUCCUCCUGCUCUUCCUGCGGUGGUAGCAAAUCCAGCUGUGGCAAGUCCUGUUGCGGUGGUCAGUCCUCCUGCUCUUCCUGCGGUGGUAGCAAAUCCAGCUGUGGCAAGUCCUGUUGCGGUGGUCAGUCCUCCUGCUCUUCCUGCGGUGGUAGCAAAUCCAGCUGUGGCCAGUCCUGUUGCGGUGGUCAGUCCUCCUGCUCUUCCUGCGGUGGUAGCAAAUCCAGCUGUGGCCAGUCCUCCUGCUCUUCUUGCAGUGGUGGCAAAUCCAGUUGUGGUCAGUCCUCCUGUGGUGGCCAAUCCAGCUGUGGCCAAUCCUCUUGCUCCCCUUGCCAAUCCAGCUGUGGCCAGUCCUCUUGCUCCCCUUGCCAGUCCAGCUGUUGCCAAUCCUGCUGCUCCCCUUGCAGCUGUGCUCCUCCUUGCAUCCAGACCUGCUGCCCCAUUGUCUGCCCUCCAUGCUGCAAAAAGUAAGAAGCCAACCACCAUAUAAGAAGACCUAAACUCUGCCAACACAACACCAAGAAGAACAGCCCCACCAAUUGUGUCUCUAAUUUCUAAGACUGCCAAGGUCCCUCAUCUGAAUUCCUCUGUACCACGGUGACAUUUUCUUUUCUUUUUCUUCUUCUUCUUCUUUUCCUCACUGUUCUCUGAACUGAAUUCUCUUGAGCCAAGGAAUAAGCUUGUUUGGUAUGUUAAGGUAAAAGGUAUUCUCAUUUCUUCCUGGGUGUCUGGAACCUUUCCUUAUUCUGAAGAUAGCUAUGUAGAAAAAGAAAUAAAAUGAUGAAUCAUCAAAGUUGUCUUGUUGGAACUUGUUUGUCUCUAUCCUUUAUAAUGUCAAAGCUGGAUUUCUGCAAAACAAAUGACAGACUCUGC